Molecule: messenger RNA, 2212 nt
Organism: Dufourea novaeangliae
Lineage: Eukaryota; Metazoa; Arthropoda; Insecta; Hymenoptera; Halictidae
Gene: Tm1
Product: tropomyosin
Exons: 8
Coding region: 418-1830 (470 amino acids)
Biological process (GO): actin filament organization; muscle contraction
Cellular component (GO): actin filament
Molecular function (GO): actin filament binding
Source: RefSeq, a predicted model, not a curated record
GGAGCCGCCGUUUCAUUGGUCCGGUGGCGCUCGGUGUGUUAGUAGGUACGCGUAUGGUGGGGGUAACCUGGUUCCGCGCAUAGAGCGAUAGACCGAGAAAGAGAGAGAGAGAGAAAGCAAGACAGAAAUCAGAGCAGGACGGUGCAGAGAGCGGAAGACCAGCGUGUCUCCUCUCGUGCAUGCGUUCGCCUGUACGGCACGGUGUGUGCGUGCCACCACACAGAGGAGGGACAGACAGAAGGACGUAUGCGUGGCGCGGUGAGAAACGUGUUACGAACAGUGACAGACAAGAUGGCGGUGUACCUUGUGCGGUGGUAGUAACGGUGGUGCGUGUGGCACGUUGAAAAAAAAAAACAACAACAACACAACGGUGGAACGAAAGGGGUUAGAACAGGGUUGGCAGCUGGAUAACGUGGUAUGGAGCCACCUCUCACAUCGACCACGAGACGUCGCGGUCAUCAGCAUCAUCCGCGACACGCUACCCGCCGACGUCUCGACACCUCCAGCAGAGGACCCGCGCAGUGUGGCCCUGCUGGUAUUGUUAAAGAGACAACGAUUGGUUUUAAUGAGACAUCGUCGAACGCUACGUCACCGAGACUCGACGAAAAGAGCAGUGUCAUCGAUACGACGGACUGUUCCACCGCGGUGAGACGAGCCGCGACCGUCGGCGCGAGGUGGCUACGUAACAACCCGACGGUGGUACCAUCCACGAAAAAAGAUCCAAGAACAAUAACGACAGUAAACACGAACAUCCGACAGAGGCUCGCGCAGUGUAGCCCGGAUGUCCUCGACGAACGACACGAACAGCAAGUUCGUGAGAAACACGAAAACGAGGAGAGCUAUGACAGCUUCGAUAUUGAACCGUUUGACGGGUCCCGGACGGGACCACAUGGCAAGGAGAUGUCCGAUGACGAGUUCCUCGACACGAGGAGCAAAGACACAUCACCGGAGCCUGAGCACGCGGUCGCGAGGGCUCGCGGUGACGGGAACUCCGACGACGACGAGGAUCCCGAGCUGGUCGAAUUGGCCAAGCUGCGAUGUCCCAGCGAAAGGGCAGAAGUACAGGCCGAAAGAGAGGCUAGACGAAGGAGAAGAUGCGCCGAUUAUCCUGGAUUGGCAUUCGGUUCAUCCAUAUUCUCCAGCGAAACGAUGAUAAAGUUCCGGCUGAUAAAGAACGAAUUGCAGAACACUAUGGGAAACCAGCUGAAACGGGCUGAGUCCGAAGUCGCCGCCCUGAAUCGUCGCAUCCAACUGUUGGAGGAGGACCUCGAGAGAUCCGAGGAACGCCUUGCAACCGCCACUGCUAAAUUGGCAGAGGCGUCGCAGGCCGCAGAUGAGAGCGAACGGAUACGCAAGGCACUCGAAAACCGUACCAAUAUGGAAGAUGACCGGGUAUCCUUGCUGGAGCAGCAGCUAGCACAGGCUAAACUGAUCGCCGAGGAGGCGGAUAAAAAAUACGAGGAGGUCGCCAGAAAACUAGUCAUGAUGGAACAGGAUCUCGAGCGCGCCGAGGAGAAGGCGGAACUUUCGGAAGGGAAGAUCGUCGAGCUGGAGGAGGAACUGCGUGUGGUUGGCAACAAUCUGAAGUCCCUCGAGGUCUCCGAGGAGAAGGCAAACCAGCGCGAGGAGGAGUACAAGAAUCAAAUUAAGACUCUCACCACUCGUCUAAAGGAGGCUGAAGCUCGUGCUGAGUUCGCAGAAAGAUCCGUGCAGAAACUCCAGAAGGAGGUCGACAGGCUCGAAGACGAGCUCGUACACGAGAAAGAAAAGUACAAAUACAUCUGCGACGACCUGGACCUUACUUUCACCGAAUUGAUCGAGAAGAAUUAAUUGAUAGUCGGCGAUCGAACGUGUCCAUCGCGGCUGUCAGGGAUCGUUGGCCGCUCGUCACAAAAAAACUAUACUACCGGAUACACUCACGAUCGUGGUCACAAUACCGAACCGGCCGACCCGCUACGUGUAACUUUAUUAUUGUAAAUUAAAAACGGAACAGAGAACAAUCACUGCGUUAUGUUAAAAAAAAAAAAACAAUAAUUACGUUUCGCGAUUUCCGGGUGUUCUGUAUUUUUUAUUUGUUCAUCGACGACGACUCCGUUCACAGUACAUAUGUUAUGUUCCUUGGUUCUUUUUUUCUUUUCUUUCUUUUUUGUAAAUUAAUCGACUCAAUUCCCUUCGAUCUAAAAUCGUAGUCGAGUCACUGUUUAUUUAUUUA